Messenger RNA from Myxocyprinus asiaticus (Chinese sucker), 6713 nucleotides. Its product is annotated as solute carrier organic anion transporter family member 4A1-like. The record is from RefSeq and is a predicted model, not a curated record. NCBI's taxonomy places the organism in Eukaryota, Metazoa, Chordata, Actinopteri, Cypriniformes, Catostomidae. The coding region runs from base 386 to 2617 and encodes 743 amino acids. Gene Ontology annotation, molecular function: protein binding. Gene Ontology annotation, biological process: transmembrane transport; sodium-independent organic anion transport. The transcript is spliced from 12 exons. Gene Ontology annotation, cellular component: membrane.
UUGGGUGACAGCUGCUUAAUCUGAACGAUGAGCAUGUUACAUACAGCCUAAGCGUUUAUUCAUGGGAGCACGGAUAUAAACAUCGUGUUGAGAAAAGCACAGCAACCCGAAAUGCAUUGAAAGACCUGUCUGGAACGGAGGACUCGUCUGAAUCCUCGGUAGCGUGAAAACAAUAACAUUUUCGAAGAUCCAUUCAACUCACACCUUUGUUAUCAUUAGGAUAAACUGCAAAUGACAGAAAACCCCUUUGUACAGAGAACAUCGUCCAUAGACUGCAAUCAUACCACUGUACACAGAACAUAGAACCAGCCUUUCCUGUGGAAAGCAUUUGUGAUUAUUUUAUACAUCUUUCAUAAAGUUUGUCGCUGCACCCCCUAUUGGGGCCAUGCCCCACCUGAUAAACAAUGACACCUCCUUCAGCUCCAAACAAGAGCUUCUGGUCCUACAGGACAGUCCACUGGGACCCAGUCCUGACACUCCCAGCCCGCUGGAGUCACAGGGCUCUGGUUCAGGCAGCCCAUCUGCAGAUGCCCACACUGUGAUCCAAAAGACCAACAAAUUAGGGGCUGAGCUCACAGAGCCACCCCUCGGGAUAAAGUUUGUCCCCACGGACUCUGAUAAUCUUUGUGGAUGGGGAGCAUUGACUCCACAGUUUACUCAGACCUUCAAUACCCCCCGCUGGGUUCUCUUCUUCCUCUGUGUGGCCUCCUUCCUCCAGGGCAUGAUUAUUAAUGGCUUCAUCAACACUGUCAUCACCUCCAUCGAGAGACGUUUUGACCUCCGCAGCUACCAGGCGGGACUCAUUGCGAGCUCCUAUGACAUUGCUGCUUGUGUUUGUCUGACAUUCGUAAGCUACUUUGGUGGUACUGGCCAUAAACCUCGAUGGCUGGGCUGGGGUGUGCUGAUCAUGGCACUGGGGUCACUGGUCUUUGCCCUCCCCCAUUUCACAACACCACCCUAUCAUGCGAGAGUACCGGAGCACAUGGGACUGUGCUCAGCCAAUCACACGGAGACGUGUGUAGGUGAAGAAGGAGGGCUCUCAGCUUACCGCUAUGUCUUUAUGCUGGGACAGUUUCUACAUGGGGUCGGGGCAACCCCUUUGUACACACUCGGGGUCACCUAUCUUGAUGAAAAUGUCAAGUCAAACUACGCACCUGUAUAUAUAGGGAUCUUCUACACUGCUGCCAUUGUAGGACCUGCAGCCGGAUACUUGCUGGGUGGAUUCUUUCUGAACAUUUACACAGAGAUCGACCAAACGACAGAGCUGACUCCAGAGAACCCACUUUGGGUGGGGGCAUGGUGGAUUGGUUUCCUGGCCGGAGGGGCGGCAGCUCUGCUUAUUGCCUUGCCUAUACUGGGUUACCCACGCCAGUUACCAGGCUCUCAGCGAUAUGUGGCUAUGCGUGUCUCAGAGGCCCACCAGCUGAAGGAUGGCAGUCAGCUGACCGCGUCUGAUCCUCAGUUUGGAAAAACAGUGAAGGACAUGCCAAGAUCUAUGCUGCUUCUCUUGAGGAACCCUACCUUUAUCUUUUUGUGUCUUGCUGGAGCCACAGAGGCCACGCUCAUAGCCGGGAUGUCCACAUUUGGCCCCAAAUUUCUGGAGUCUCAGUUUAGCCUGAGUGCUUCAGAGGCAGCAACUUGGUUUGGGUAUAUGGUGGUGCCAGCAGGUGGUGGUGGCACCUUCCUGGGUGGCUACAUUGUAAAGAAGCUAAACCUCCGCUGUCGUGGAAUCAUCCGUUUCUGCAUGCUGUGUGCGCUGGUCAGUCUGAUGGCCAUCUUCAUCUUUCUGCUACAUUGUCCUAAUGUGCCCAUGGCAGGAGUGACUGCUCCCUACUACAGCAGUUUACCUCAAAACCACUACAGCACCCCAUACCUGCAGACAGACAGCCAGAGCCACAACAGCAGCCUGUCAGAGCUGGGCAACCUGACCGUGGGCUGUAACGUUGGAUGUCACUGUGUUAAGGAUUUGUUUAACCCUGUGUGUGGUGCAGAUGGAGUGAUGUAUUUCUCUCCCUGCCAUGCCGGCUGCAGGUCCAUUAACCACACAUACAGCCCCAGGGAUAGACAGGUGUUCUCUGGUUGUAGCUGUAUAGUAGGGAAUGUGUCAUGGGGAGAGGAGGGUUUUGCUGAAGAAGGGAAGUGUGUGUCAUCCUGCAAUCACAUGCCAGCCUUCCUCACCUUCCUUUUCGUUGUCAUCUUCUUCACUUUCCUUUGCAGCAUCCCUGCACUCACUGCCACACUCAGGUGUGUUCCUGACAGUCAAAGAUCAUUUGGACUUGGAAUCCAGUGGAUUGUAGUAAGAACACUAGGGGGGAUCCCUGGACCCAUAGCGUUCGGUUCAGUGAUUGACAUCUCCUGUCUGCUGUGGGAGGAGCAGUGUGGGGAAUAUGGCUCAUGUUACCUGUACCAUAACUCAGCUAUGAGCCAGUACUCACUCAUUGCAGGCAUCAUCUACAAGGUUUUAGGCACUCUGUUCUUCUUGCUGGCCAGCGUUCUUUACCAGCCACCACCCGAGUCUCCUCAGAGCAGCUGUGAGAGCACAGAUGUGGGAGGACAUGAUCUGCCAAUCAAAGACCUUCCCCCUGAAAUCAUCUCCAACCCACAUGCCAAGUUAUGACCCCAGACUGCUAAUACACUGACACCUCAACUGAAAAUGUGCGAGUAUACAUUUGUGUAUGUGAAUAAGGUCAAACCAUCACGGUUCACUGUGCCCAUGUCAUUUCAGCUGUACACUGUUCAGACCCAUCAUGCAGUUAUGGGUCUGUAAUUCUCAUAUACUGUCAUCUCACCAGACUAAUUGUCUUCUAUUCAAAACAAGAGACACAAUUUAAUAGCAUCUCUGUCACAAUGAGUGACCAAAGGUCAGAGGUGAAAUGUCGCAAUGGGACCAAAAGUGCUGUAGGGGUUAUUUAUGAAAGGUGUUUCAACUCAAGAUUGUUUUAAAUACAAGAUCUAACAAUAAAACAUUUAACAUUUUCACCACAGCAUGAGUUAAACCAUAACCUACCAAAAGAAAACAAUAUUAAUUUGAGAAAAUACAAUGGGUUUAUAAUGAGAUUGUUGUUUAGAUGGGAAAUUGCAAUGUUUUUUUUUUUUUUUUUUUUUUUUUUUUUGUAAGGAAAAAGACAUAUAGUUGAAGUCAGAAGUUUACAGACAUUUAGGUUGAAGUCAUUAAAACUCAUUUUUUAACCACUCCACAGAUUUCAUAUUACCAAACUAUAGUUUUGGCAAGUCGUUUAGGACAUCUACUUUGUGCAUGACGCAUGUAAUUUUUCCAACAGUUGUUUACAGACAGAUUGUUUCACUUUUAAUUGACUAUAUCACAAUUCCAGUGGGUCAGAAGUUUACAUACACUAAGUUAACUGCCUUUAAUCAGCUUGGAAAAUUCCAGAAAAAUGAUGUCAAGCCUUUAGGAAAUUAGCCAAUUAGCUUCUGAUAUGCUAAUUGGCAUCAAUUGGAGGUGUACCUGUGGAUGUAUUUUAUCUCUUUGCUUGAUAUUAUGGGAAAAUCAAAAGAAAUCUGCCAAGACCUCAGAAAAACAUUUGUGGACCUCCACAAGUCAUCCUUGGGAGCAAUUUCCAAAUGCCUGAAGGCACCACGUUCAGCUGUACAAACAAUAGUACGCAAGUAUAAACACCAUGCCAUCAUACCGCUCAGGAAGGAGACGCAUUCUGUCUCCUAGAGAUGAAUGUAGUUUGGUGUGAAAAGUGCAAAUCAAUCCCAGAACAACAGCAAAUGACCUUGUGAAGAUGCUGGAGGAAACAGGUAGGCAAGUAUCUAUAUCCACAGUAAAACUAGUCCUGUAUCAGCAUAUCCUGAAAGGCUGCUCAGCAAGGAAGAAGCCACUGCUCCAAAAAAGCCAGACUACAGUUUGCAAGUGCACAUGGGGACAAAGAUCUUACUUUUUGGAGAAAUGUCUUCUGGUCUGAGGAAACAAAAAUUGAACUGUUUGGCCAUAAUGACCAUCGUUAUGUUUGGAGGAAAAAGGGUGAGGCUUGCAGGCCUCAUGUUGUGGCAGCAUCAUGUUGUGGGGGGUGCUUUGCUGCAGGAGGGACUGGUGUACUUCACAAAAUAGAUGGCAUCAUGAGGAAGGAAAAGUAUGUGGAUAUAUUGAAGCAACAUCUCAAGACAUCAGCCAGGAAGUUAAAGCUCGUCGCAAAUGGGUCUUCCAAAUGGACAAUGAUCCCAAGCAUACCUCCAAAGUUGUGGCAAAUGGCUUAAGGACAACAAAGUCAAGGUAUUGGAGUGGUCAUCACAAAGCCCUGACCUCAAUCCAAUAGAAAAUUUGUGGGCAGAACUGAAAAAGCAUGUGCAAGCAAGGAGGCAGACAAACCUGUUACACCAGUUCUGUCUGGAGGAAUGGGCCAAAAUUCCAGGAAUUUAUUGUGAGAAACAUGUGGAAGGCUACCCAAAAUGUUUGACCCAAGUUAAACAAUUUAAAGGCAAUGCUACCAAAUACUAAUAAAGUGUAUGUAAACCUCUUGACCCGCUGAAAAUGUGAUGAAAGAAAUAAAAGGUGAAAUAAAUCAUUGUCUCUACUAUUAUUCUGACAUAUCACUUUUUUUUUUCCUCCCCUUUUUCUCCCCAAUUUGGAAUGCCCAAUUUCCAAUGCGCUCUAGGUCCUCGUGGUGGCGUAAUGACUCGCCUCAAUCCAGGUGGCGGAGGACGAAUCUCAGUUGCCUCCACAUCUGAGACCGUCAAUCCAUGCAUCUUAUCACGUGACUUGAGCGCGUUACCACGGAGACAUAGUGCUUGUGGAGACUUCGCUAUUCGCAUCCAUGCAUAACUCGCCACGCACCCCACCGAGAGCGAGAACCACAUUAUAGCGACCACGAGGAGGUUACCCCAGGUGACUCUACCCUCCCUAACAACCGAGCCAAUUUGGUUGCUUAGGAGACCUUAGGAGGCUGGAGUCACUCAGCACACCCUAGAUUCAAACUCGCGACUCCAGGGAUGGUAGUCAGCAUCUUAACUCGCUGAGCUUACCAGACCCUGACAUUUCACAUUCUUAAAAUAAAGUAGUGAUCCUAACUCACCUAAGACAGGGAAUGUUUUCUACGAUUAAAUGCCAGGAAUUGUGAAAAACUGAGUUUAAAUGUAUUUGGCUAAGGUGUAUGUAAAUUCUGACUUUAACUGUAUAUGAUAUAGAAAAAGAGCACUUAAUAUAAAUAUGAUGAACAGAGAGAAAUAAUAUAAAACAGUACAGGUAUUAAAAGUAUUAAUCUAUUAAAAAUAUAUUAUUAAGAUGGACUCAAAUGUUGCUGAAUUACACCUAAAGAAAAGCUGAUAAUUAGUUACAAACUGUGCCUUUAAAGAGUUUAGCACCAGUUGGUACAGCUAGAUAAAGAGAUUACAGUUCAAGAAAAUAUUCAUUGUAAAUCUCUCUAAAUUGAACUUUAACACAUUCACUUUACACAUGGAAAUACACAGCAUCUUAACCAUGUAUAGCACUGAACUAUGUGCCAUUAAGUCAAGUUUUGUCCUGCAAUGCCAUAUUAGGCAGUUCUAGUCAACAUUCUGCCAGCAUGUGUCAUUCUUGUAUUUGAUUUCAUACAUUUUGAAAAUCUUUCACAUUUUAUUUUAAUAUGUGCCAAAAUACUGUAGCUCAGGACUGAGAGGCUUUGUGAUGUGAGAUCACAUAGAGAUGCAAAUGAGAGAUGAAGAAGGAGCAGGUUUUAAAAUGAAUCUUUUGUACUUUUGCAUGUUGAGUCUGAUAUUGCAUAGAGAAAGAAGCAUUUACUCUCCAGGAUGGGAUAUUCCUGAAAAGCAUUUCACCUUGAGUUUACACAGAAAACUAUUCUAAGAGAUAUUCAUCUGCAGUUUUGUAAAACGAAAAAUGUAAGAUAAACAGAAACAUCUCUUUGUGAUUAUUAAUGGAAUAGUUCACCCAAAAAUGAAGAUUCAUAAACUUAUUCAUUUUUCUUUCUUAUUUGGAACACAAUGAGAAAUAUUGAACACAGCUUUUUUUAUAUAUAUAUACAUUAAAGUGAAUGGUGACUGAGUUCUGUCUGACAUCUCUUUUUAUGUUCUGAAGAAAAAAGUAAUAUGGGUUUGAAACUACAUUUGGGUAAAAGAUGACAGAAUUUUCCUUUUUGAGUGAGCACUCCCUAAAACAGCAGAGUCAGUAGGGGUUUUCUCUGGUUGAGCAUGGCUCUACCCUGUUUGAAUUAAGCAGUCGAGCUGCUUGAGUCCAAAUAUGAGAAGCAUAACUGAUAUCUGCUUAAUAAACAUAAUUUGCUUUUAUUAUUUAAGUGCUACUAAAUGCAUCUCACCAAUGAUACUUUAUGUGGAAGUUUUCUAUUUAUUAAAUGCAUUGGUUAUAAUAAAUUUUGUCAGAUUGUACCAGUCUGAAUGAAUGUGUAUUAUUUUGCUAAUUUUUUAAUUUCCCUAAUGUGAAGGAUUUCUGCUUAAUUUACAUUGAUGGCAUACCAUGAAUGAAAAAGAUGCACUUGAAAAUUGAGGAUUUGCACAGUUAAAUUAAACAUGCAACAAAGAAAGACUAACAUGAUAUUGAAUUGUAUUUCAAUUUCUGUUGGUUCAUAUAUGGAUUUUGUGAGUUGGCCUGUUAUUGUCUUUAUUGAUAUAUGUUCAUAUGAAUUAAGAUUUCUUGCCACUGUUUCUAAACACAAUGUAAUUAGUUUUGGUACUUGUCAAGUAAUUUUUUAUGCAAAAGUCUCAAAUAAAAGUAUGUAACAACACAAUAGCAAAACAAA